UUUUACAAACAGAAAUCUACCAUUUAUAAAUGACAUCUUUUUUUUCCUACCUGACCCCUCCAGAUUCGAAACUCUUACAAGUACUCUUAUUUUCUUAGCAAUGUAAGUUAUUGUCAUAAAUUCAGUAAGAAUCUGUUCUCGUUAACAGGAAGUAAUUGGAAACAGUGGCAGUGGACCCAAAGUGUUGCCUGGAAUGCCAUACUUGAAAAUGGUGAUCAUCUAAUCAGACAUGACCAGACACUGUUAAGAAGCUAAGGUUGACUUUGUGGAGCCAGUGCUUACAAAACUCUGUUUGGAGCACUGGCCUGGCUCCUGGCUUACAGGUCUCCUGGCUUGGAAUUCACACUAAUGGACCGGAGUCUAACUGAUAGAUGUGCCAGUGGACCUGCGACUUAUCUGGGUGGCACUUGUCAGAGGCCCCGAGUCUCUCUUUGCACAUGCACAUUUAAUGGAACAACGUCCAUGCUGGUCCAAGUCACCGUGCCUCAGGGGUCCCCAGACCUGUCUCUCCUGGGGCAAGCCUCGGACUAGCGUACAAAAGUCUGGAAUAUGUAAGCAACAUGUCCAACGCCUUGGCCAAUGCAGUAUGCCAGCGCUGCCAGGUGCGCUUCGCCCCUGCCGAGCGGAUUGUCAACAGCAACGGAGAGCUGUACCAUGAGCACUGCUUCGUGUGUGCCCAGUGCUUCCGGCCGUUCCCCGAGGGGCUCUUCUAUGAGUUCGAAGGCCGGAAGUACUGCGAACAUGACUUCCAAAUGCUGUUUGCUCCCUGCUGUGGAUCCUGCGGUGAGUUCAUCAUUGGCCGUGUCAUCAAGGCCAUGAACAACAAUUGGCACCCGGGGUGCUUCCGCUGUGAGCUGUGCGAUGUGGAGCUGGCUGAUCUGGGCUUCGUGAAGAACGCAGGCAGGCACCUGUGCCGGCCUUGCCACAACCGGGAGAAGGCCAAGGGCCUGGGCAAGUAUGUCUGUCAGCGGUGCCAUCUGGUCAUUGAUGAGCAGCCCCUUAUGUUCAAGAAUGAUGCCUACCACCCAGACCACUUCAGUUGCACCCACUGUGGGAAGGAGCUGACUGCAGAGGCCCGAGAGCUUAAGGGUGAGCUCUAUUGCCUGCCCUGCCACGAUAAGAUGGGCGUCCCCAUCUGUGGGGCCUGUCGCCGGCCCAUCGAGGGCCGUGUGGUCAAUGCGCUGGGCAAGCAGUGGCACGUGGAGCACUUUGUCUGCGCCAAGUGUGAGAAGCCGUUCCUGGGGCACCGGCACUAUGAGAAGAAGGGCCUGGCCUACUGUGAGACCCACUACAACCAGCUCUUUGGGGACGUCUGCUAUAACUGCAGUCAUGUGAUCGAGGGUGACGGUAAGGCGCCUCUGUCCCUGUCCCUCACACCCCUGGCGCGUGCCUGCCCUCCCUGUGGCGUGUGGGUCCUGCAGCUGCAGGGCCUGCUAAGCCUGCCCGCACCGCCCCUCACAGUGGUGUCAGCCCUCAACAAGGCCUGGUGCGUGCCCUGCUUCUCCUGCUCCGCCUGCAACAGCAAGCUCACCCUGAAGAACAAGUUUGUGGAGUUCGACAUGAAGCCUGUGUGUAAGAGAUGCUAUGAGAAGUUCCCACUGGAGCUGAAGAAGCGCCUGAAGAAGCUGUCGGAGCUGGCCGCCCGCAAGGCCCAGCCCAAGUCCGUGGGCCUCAACUCCGCCUGAGGGGCCUCCUGCCUGCCCUCUGCCUUCGUCUCCCCCACCUGCUGGUGCCCCCUUCCCUUGCUGCCUCCACUCCUCAUUUCUGCUCCCUGUCUGUGGCCUCCUCCUCCUUCCUUCCCUCUUCCCCUUCUUCCCUCCUGCACCUCUUCUCCCCCCUCCUUCUUUCCGUUCCCCACCUCCCUCCCCUGUUCUUUGCUCACCACCCCCUCCUUUGUCCCCUAGUCCCUCACCUCCACCUCCUCCCCAGGACUCUCUUCUCUCCCUUGCCACGGGCUCCUCUCUUUCCUUCUCUGCAGGCAUGGGGCAGACGCAGGGCCCACAAGCUGUAGCUUCAGGUCCACCAGGGACAUGAAUGACUCAGGGCCUGGGGUCACCUGGCCCUUGGUCGUGGGCCACUGCUCCCAGCCCUGCAGGGGUACCCGGCAGCUCACAUUCUCCUGUGGGAGCUGGGCCAGCCUCCACCUCAUAGUGGUCCCACUGUGCGCACGUGGCCCUGGGGAGACCACAGCCAGGCAGCUGCUCCAGCCUCGUGACCCUGGCCAUGUGGAUGCGGGCCACUGAGGAACCACCCUGUGACCCUAGGCCACACACUCACUCAACCAAGUAGGAUCCUUGUGCUUAAACUGCCACUGCACCCCACAAAUCAUCAGGAGGGACAAGGACCCCCUCCCCGCCAUCGCUCAGGAGGCCUCCUUCCUGCAGUCCAGCCUUGGCCACUCCACCCUGGACCAGGGGCCACUGUGGUUCCCCCAAGCUCCUCUGUGUCCCCGUAGCGCUCGGGCUGCCUGCUCCCUACCCCCCGACAAGGGCACACCGUGAUCCUCUGGGCGCAGCUGGCCAGGGGGCGGACAGUAGUGGGCUCAGGUGGGUGGCUCAUUCUGACCCUCCAGGGACGACACUUCCUCCGUGGCCAGCACAGGGCCUUGUGCUUGCAUAAUGAAUGAAGGCUUAUUUACACAA
Molecule: messenger RNA, 2642 nt
Organism: Ailuropoda melanoleuca (giant panda)
Lineage: Eukaryota; Metazoa; Chordata; Mammalia; Carnivora; Ursidae
Gene: LIMS2
Product: LIM zinc finger domain containing 2
Exons: 10
Coding region: 561-1685 (374 amino acids)
Biological process (GO): positive regulation of integrin-mediated signaling pathway; cell-cell junction organization; cell-cell adhesion
Cellular component (GO): cell-cell junction; cytoplasm; focal adhesion
Source: RefSeq, a predicted model, not a curated record